Molecule: messenger RNA, 201 nt
Organism: Aspergillus bombycis
Lineage: Eukaryota; Fungi; Ascomycota; Eurotiomycetes; Eurotiales; Aspergillaceae
Exons: 2
Coding region: 1-201 (66 amino acids)
Source: RefSeq, a predicted model, not a curated record
AUGUAUUCGUGCGCCAAUUAUCCUCGCGGUUGCCGUGGCCGCGUUAAUAUCCAAGGAGGAAAAUGCGCCGAUUGUGUGCAACUGAAACUCCGUCGACCAUCUACGUCCCCCUUUGCCCAGCCACGAGAUUACCGCAGAGCGUUGCCUUCGGAGAUCUUGAAUGACUCCCCUUACAGGGCGAUUGCUCGGGAACUGCUGUAA